AUGGCACGCCAGCCCGGCGUCAAACUUCCCAAGCUUAAGGAGCCUGACUACUCGAAACCGCCGAUCAAUGGCAAGGCUUCUGCUUCCAAUGGCAAUACGGCCGAUGACGAUGAAGAAAUAAACGGCAUUCACCAGAAGCAUCCCCCCAAGACGCUUCCAGGAACACCGGUGGACCACAGCACUCACUGGCACCCCUCGGAGGAGCACUACCCAUUGCCUCCCGAGUCCAUCAUCAGCCUACCCACGGGGAAGCCGCUCAAAGUACCCCGGGUUCAGCACGAGUUUGGUGGCGAGUCGCCCGAAGCCAAAUCUAGACGAGUUAAUAGACAGGAGCGAGUUCAGACAGAGAUUGCGCGAGCAUGGUCCGGCUACAAGAAGUUUGCGUGGAUGCAUGACGAGCUUUCGCCCGUCUCUCAAAAGUAUCGCGAUCCCUUUUGCGGCUGGGCUGCCACCCUGGUCGAUUCGUUGGAUACGCUAUGGAUUGCAGGCCUCAAGGAAGACUUUGACGAAGCAGCCAAGGCCGUUAAAGAGAUUGACUUUACCACCACUCCUCGCAAUAGCAUUCCCGUAUUUGAAACCACGAUUCGAUAUCUUGGCGGCCUGCUCGGCGCCUUCGAUGUCAGCGGUGGCCAUGAUGGCGCUUACCCCUGGCUUCUUACAAAGGCCGUUGAGCUUGCUGAGAUCCUCAUGGGGAUAUUCGAUACACCGAAUCGAAUGCCUGUUCUGUACUACCAGUGGCAGCCGGAAUACGUCUCUCAGCCUCAUCGCGCCGGCUCUGUUGGCAUAGCGGAGCUUGGAACUCUAUCAAUGGAGUUUACACGCCUGGCACAGCUUACCAGUGAAAUGAAAUACUACGACGCCGUGGACCGCAUUACUGACGCCCUGGUUGACUUGCAAACGAGGGGUACUGCUAUUCCUGGCUUGUUCCCCGAGAAUCUGGAUGCCUCUGGCUGCAACCACACUGCGACGGCUCUCCGCGAUCAACUUAGCAAAGCGGCACAGAAGCAAAUGGAUGAAGACGUCUCCAAGGAGGCGCCGGUUGGGUAUGUGCCCGGCCAGAAUCUCAAUUCAAAGCCAGCGACCGGCGAAAAAAGCACCCAAGUGGCCCAGGCUGCGGAGGAAAAUGAGUUUAUUGUUGGAAAAUUCGGUGCUGAUGAUGCGCUCGCUAAAUUGCAAGCUGCUGAUGAAGCGCGGGCAAAGGCCAUGGACAAAUCUUCUGCAGCCAAGCCCGCCGAAAAACCAAAUGGCUUCGUGGUUGGAAAAAUUGGCUCCGAGGACCCAAGAGACAAGCAAGCACCCGCUGGCCCGACUGAUGCGGAUUCCAAGGGAUUCGUCGUUGGUAAGAUGGGAAGCGAGGAGCCACCGGUCAAGCAUAUGCCUGCUGCUGAAGCGCCCAGCAAAUUUGUUGUUGGCAAGAUCGGAUCAGAGGACCCCAAAGACGAUAAAAACCCCCCCAACGCAGCUGGGGUGAAGACGUCAGAAUUUGUUGUCGGUAAAAUCGGCGCUGAAAACCCGGAUUAUGCCAAACAAGGUCCUCGUGAAGAUGACAAAACAGAGACUCGCCCGUCUGACUCUCUCCGUCGCCGAGAUGUGCCUCCGAGUGAAAGGGCUUUGGAUAAGUCGAGUCAAGUGCCACCUGUGAAGGAAAAGCGUCGAGGAACGCCACCCUUUGGAGCAGACGGUUCUACGUCCAAGUGGGAUUGCGUUCCGCAAGGCAUAGUAAGUGGUGGGUAUGGAUUCGAACAAUACCACAUGGGAGGUGGCCAAGAUUCGGCAUACGAAUACUUCCCGAAGGAAUUUCUCCUCCUCGGUGGAUUGGAAUCCAAAUACAAGAAAUUGUACGAAGACACUAUCGAAGCGACCAAUGAGUGGCUCCUCUACAGACCUAUGGUAGACGGUGACUGGGAUAUCCUCUUUCCUGCCAAGGUUAGCACGAAUGGAAAUCCUUCACAAGACUUGAGCGCUACGUUUGAAGUAACGCACUUGACGUGCUUUAUUGGCGGCAUGUACGGUCUGGGCGGCAAGAUCUUUGGCCGUGAGAAGGAUCUCGAGAUAGCCAAGCAGCUGACCGACGGCUGUGUUUGGGCCUAUCAGUCGACCGUCUCUGGCAUCAUGCCGGAAGGAUCUCAAGUUUUUCCUUGUCCAACGCUGGAGAAGUGUGAGUUCAACCAGACGCUCUGGUAUGAGAAGUUGGACCCGUCAAAAGACUGGAGAGAUCAGCAAAUGGCCGAGUGGAAAGAAAAGGUAGCCGAGAUUGAGAAGAAGCAAGGAAAGCAGGUCCACCUUACAUCCGAUGGUGAUCCCAGAAGGACUGGUGAUAAAGAAAAGGAGACUGCGGGUGAUGCUCUGCAGCAAAGUGCAAAGGAUUUUACCCCAGCCGGCGAUUCUUCUGCCACCCCUGCUAAACCUCUUCGCAAAAGGGCUGCAGUUCCAGUGCCGAAAGACGGCAAGGCACGGGCAUAUGAGGAUUUCGACGUUGGCUCGGAACUCCCGCAGUCGCUCAAGGACAAGAUUGGCCUCAAGGGCGAUGCCGAGAAGAAGCCUGUGAAAGAGGAGGUUGGUAUCCAACGAGACCCCAACGCGCCCAUUGACUCGGUUUUGGAAGCCAACAGGCUGCCUCCCAAGGAGUUUGACGAGCAGCAAGUGAUUAUGCCUGAACGGCCGCAGUCGCAUGAGGAGUUUGUAAAGUCAAGGAUCAAGGAAUGGGGUUUUGCUCCUGGCGUUACUCAGAUUACAUCAAGACAGUAUAUUCUGCGACCCGAAGCUAUUGAAUCAGUAUGGUACAUGUACCGUAUCACCGGCGACCCCAUGUGGAUGGAAAAAGGCUGGAAGAUGUUUGAGGCCACCAUCCGGGCCACGCGCACCGAGAUUGCCAACAGCGCCAUUGACGACGUCAACAGCGAGGAGCCAGGACUCAAGGACGAGAUGGAGAGCUUCUGGCUCGCCGAGACGCUCAAGUACUACUACUUGCUGUUCUCGGAGCCGAGUGUCAUUAGCCUGGACGAGUGGGUGCUCAACACGGAGGCCCAUCCGUUCAAGAGGCCCGGGGGGAGCGUCAUUGGACACAGUAUAUAA
This is a messenger RNA of Trichoderma gamsii, 3075 nucleotides long. RefSeq names its product mannosyl-oligosaccharide alpha-1,2-mannosidase. The record is from RefSeq and is a predicted model, not a curated record. Lineage: Eukaryota; Fungi; Ascomycota; Sordariomycetes; Hypocreales; Hypocreaceae. Gene Ontology annotation, cellular component: Golgi membrane; endoplasmic reticulum. The coding region runs from base 1 to 3075 and encodes 1024 amino acids. The transcript has 3 exons. Gene Ontology annotation, biological process: N-glycan processing; carbohydrate metabolic process. Gene Ontology annotation, molecular function: calcium ion binding; mannosyl-oligosaccharide 1,2-alpha-mannosidase activity.